Messenger RNA from Lucilia sericata (common green bottle fly), 1596 nucleotides. RefSeq names its product cytochrome P450 6A1-like. The record is from RefSeq and is a predicted model, not a curated record. Gene Ontology annotation, molecular function: iron ion binding; heme binding; monooxygenase activity. Lineage: Eukaryota; Metazoa; Arthropoda; Insecta; Diptera; Calliphoridae.
AUUAAACAAACGUUGAUUAUCAAACAAAGAAACCAUGGAAGCAAUAUCGUUGUCAUUAUUUUAUCCCAUAAUAGCCGUAGUAACGGCAGCAUUAUAUUUUAUUAAACGCAACCUUAAUUAUUGGAAAGAUCAGGGCAUACCUACCGAAAAACCCCAUUUCUUAUGGGGCAACAUAAAGGGUUUGCGCACCCAUUAUCAUAUUGGAGAUAUAGCGGCAAAUUAUUAUAAAAAAUUUAAGGGCAGUGGUCCGUUUGCUGGUUUACUUUUUAUCCAACGUCCAGCAGUGGUGCUAUUGGAUAAAAAUCUAAUCAAAAAUGUUCUCAUUAAAGAUUUCAAUAAUUUCAUCGAUCGUGGUUUGUACUAUAACGAGAAAACGGAUCCUUUGUCAGGACAUUUAUUUUUAAUAGAUAGCCAAAAGUGGAAAAUAUUAAGAAAUAAAUUGUCACCCACUUUUACCUCCGGAAAAAUGAAAUUGAUGUAUCCCACUUUGUUAAAAGUAACCGAUCAAUUUAUAAGUGUUAUGAAGGACAAGGUAAAAGAAGAUCCUAUUGUGGAUAUACACGAUAUGUUAAAUCGUUUCACCAUCGAUAUUAUAAGCAGCUGUGCUUUUGGCAUUGAGUGCAAUAGCUUGGGUAAUUCCAAUUCAGAAUUUCCCCGAGUGGGUAAAAUAGCGAUAAUGGAACAGAGACAUAAUACCGUCAUCAUGGCCUUGAUAGACAGUUUUCCGCAUGUGGCCCGUAAACUGGGUAUGCGCAUAUUCCCCGAAGAAGUUCAUCAAUUUUUUAUGACCACAGUCAGGGAUACGAUCACUUAUAGAGAAAAACAUAAUAUACAAAGAAAUGAUUUCUUGAAUAUUUUACUUGAAAUGAAAAAGAAUGAAAAUGAUAAAACGGGUCUUGAAGGCUUAAGUAUUGAAGAAAUCUGUGCCCAAGUAUUUGUGUUCUUUUUGGGUGGUUUUGAGACUUCUUCAUCCACCAUGACUUAUGCUUUAUAUGAAUUGGCUCAACACCAGCAUUUGCAAGAACGUUUAAGACAAGAGAUAAAUGAGGUAUUUGAGAAUAGCCCGGAUGGUCAAAUAACCUAUGAAAAUCUCAAAAAUAUGAACUAUUUACAUCAAGUGGUAUCAGAAACCCAACGCAAACAUCCCGUUAUAGCCCAGCUACAUAGACAAGCUCUUAAGGAUUAUGUUGUCCCCGGUUUUCCCCAGUAUGUGAUUAAGAAAGACACUCCUAUUUUAAUAUCAGUACUAGGCCUACAUCACGAUCCCGAGUUGUAUCCCCAACCAGAAGAAUUCGAUCCUGAACGUUUUACUCCCGAAAUGGUUAAACAACGUGACCCUGUCGAAUAUUUGCCAUUUGGUGAUGGUCCUCGCAAUUGUAUUGGUAAACGUUUUGGUCAAAUGCAAACGCGUUUAGGUUUAGCUUAUUUAAUAAGAAAUUUCCAAUUCUCCAUAUGUUCUCAAACGGAAAUGCCCAUAAUUAUUGAUCCCAAAGCCAUGGCAUAUGUACCGAAAAAUGUGAUUUAUUUGAAACUCGAGGAAAUAAGUUCUCUAUAAGAAAUAAUAACAUGAUAGUUUUGGUGAAAUAUUCCCUUAAA